Molecule: messenger RNA, 1313 nt
Organism: Ricinus communis (castor bean)
Lineage: Eukaryota; Viridiplantae; Streptophyta; Magnoliopsida; Malpighiales; Euphorbiaceae
Product: 2-C-methyl-D-erythritol 4-phosphate cytidylyltransferase, chloroplastic
Exons: 12
Coding region: 130-1080 (316 amino acids)
Biological process (GO): isoprenoid biosynthetic process
Molecular function (GO): 2-C-methyl-D-erythritol 4-phosphate cytidylyltransferase activity
Source: RefSeq, a predicted model, not a curated record
CACACUACUGCCACAGUUUUGUCUGCAUUCACAUCCCCAUCUUCGGCAAAACAAGAAAGGCUCCAUCUUUUCUUCCUCUGUUUCUCUCUUUUCUUUCCCAGAAGUACAGAAACAGAGAAGGGAACAGCAAUGGGUCAUCAUCUUCUUCACUUGAACCUUACUGCUGUCUCUUCUUCUGCUUCUUCUUCUUCUUCUUCUUCUUCUUCUAUUAUAUCUUCUAAUUCAUUGUUUCCUUGUAAUAAUCAUCACCAAGUUCCCGCCAAUUCUUUUCAUUUACCCUCUCAUUUGAAAUUCUCAACAGGCCAUAAACUUACUUGGAUCCAGAAGCUGCCAAGAAUUGCUACUACCACCAUCAAAUGCUCUGCUAAAACUGAAAAUAGCUCUGCAACUGUGAAAGAGAAGAGUGUUUCGGUCAUUCUGUUGGCUGGAGGGAAGGGCAAACGAAUGGGUGCAAGCAUGCCAAAGCAAUAUCUACCACUGCUGGGCCAGCCAAUUGCUUUGUACAGUUUCUAUACAUUCUCAAAAAUGAUUGAAGUGAAAGAGAUUGUUGUAGUUUGCGAUCCAUCCUACCAGGACGUUUUUGAAGAUGCCAAAGAAAAUAUCAAUGUGGACCUCAAAUUUGCACUGCCUGGGAAGGAGAGACAAGAUUCUGUUUACAGUGGGCUUCAGGCAGUUGACUCGAACUCUGAGCUUGUUUGCGUCCAUGAUUCAGCUAGACCUCUGGUGUCAUCUGCAGACAUAGAAAAGGUCCUCAAAGAUGCUUGGGUAAAUGGAGCAGCUGUGCUUGGUGUUCCUGUUAAAGCUACGAUUAAAGAGGCAAACAGUGACUCUUUUGUAGUGAGAACUCUUGACCGCAGAACGCUUUGGGAAAUGCAUACCCCACAGGUGAUUAAGCCCGAGUUGCUUAAAAAAGGCUUUGAGCUUGUGAACAGAGAUGGCCUUGAAGUCACUGAUGAUGUGUCUAUAGUGGAGCACCUCAAACAUCCUGUAUUCAUAACUGAAGGAUCUUACACCAACAUCAAGGUCACGACGCCGGAUGAUCUGUUGCUUGCAGAAAGAAUUUUGAACAUGGAUUCUUGAGUCUUCAUAGGAGCCUCAUUUUUGGCUUUUUCCCCCCUAUUUUGUUGUUGCUCCAUUUUUGCAUCUUCAGAUCAAAAGGUGCUCCAUUUUCUUUCUUUUGCAUCAGUAUAACUAGAAUGGUCCAUUGUCGUUUGAUCCAUUUAUUUGUCUUCACUUUGAACAUGAAAAUAACAGAUUGUUUAAACCAGAUUUUGUUUUUAAAUAAACUAAUCAAAUCCAUAAUAUGAGUGAAA